GCGAGCUGCCGUUAAAACGAAAAGAAGAAGAAUACGAAGAAUGCUUUGCGGAAGUGUAUGAAAAUCGGAGUCAUAUGACCAGGUAGGCAGCUGGAGAACUUGCUAGCUGGAUAUGGAUAAAAUUCUUCGGAUGCGGUGACUUGCAUCGACAACGAACACGAUGGAGGAGAUCAAGGUGUCUCCAGACUAUAAUUGGUUCAGAAGCACAGUGCCGCUAAAGAGAAUUAUUGUCGAUGAUGAUGACAGUAAGGUGUGGUCGCUGUAUGACGCUGGUCCAAAAAGCAUCAGGUGUCCCAUCAUCUUCCUGCCUCCGGUCAGUGGGACAGCUGAGGUGUUCUUUCAGCAGGUGUUGGCUCUGACAGGCUGGGGCUACAGAGUCAUCUCGCUGCAGUAUCCGGUGUACUGGGACCUCGUUGAGUUCUGUGAUGGCUUCAGGAAACUCCUCGAUCACCUGCAGUUGGAUAAAGUCCAUCUGUUCGGGGCAUCUCUGGGUGGAUUCUUGGCUCAGAAGUUUGCAGAGAGUACACACAAGUCUCCCAGAGUACACUCACUGAUACUGUGUAAUUCAUUCAGUGAUACCUCCAUCUUCAAUCAGACAUGGACAGCAAACAGUUUCUGGUUGAUGCCAGCUUUCAUGUUGAAGAAGAUUGUUCUGGGGAACUUUGCUAAGGGACCUGUGGACUCUAAAAUGGCUGACGCGAUCGACUUCAUGGUUGACAGGUUGGAGAGUCUGAACCAAAGUGAGUUAGCGUCACGGCUAACGCUCAACUGUCAAAACUCUUACGUGGAGCCACACAAAAUAAAGGAUGUUGUUGUGACCAUUAUAGAUGUGUUUGAUCAGAGUGCUUUGUCACUGGAAGCAAAGGAGGAGAUGUAUAAGUUGUAUCCAAACGCGAGACGAGCUCAUCUGAAAACGGGAGGAAACUUCCCAUACCUGUGCAGAAGUGCUGAAGUCAACCUCUACAUACAGAUUCACUUGCGGCAGUUCCAUGGAACUAGAUACGCUGCCAUCAGUCCUGCCAUGGUGAGUACUGAGGAGCUGGAGGUGCAGGAGUCUCACCUGAGCAGUAACCAGGACUCUGACGACAACCGCUGAGACGUCGUUUACCUGCAGGCUGUCUCGUCUGACCAUUUCUAACAAUUUGUUAAACUCUUCUCCUGAACGCAUCUUUUCACUGGCCCUUCAAGAUUUUCUAUGGAGUUCAACAGCCAGUUCAACAGAGAAUAUUUUUAUUUGACAGAUGAAGCAAUAUUUUGAUAAUGACUUGUACAUAAAUUGCUGCUUUGCUUAAAAACAUACAACACCCUGCCUUAUUUAGAACGAAUCUGAUAAUUGUUGCACUUAAAAACCGUCUGAACUGUUUGCCUCAUAUUUUCAUUUGUGUAUAUUAUGUUGACACAUCUAGCAGUGAAAAGGCUUCCUGUUAACAGAAAGAUGGAUGCACGGGUUAUGGAGAGAGAUAUCUGAAAGGAUUUCUGUAAUGCAAAGCAAUGACGUUACAAUUGUUUCUUUUUUGAAAUUCACGUUAUUUCCUCUCAUGUGACGGUGUUUGAAACACUGCUGUGCAGGAAGAUGACAUGUGAGAAAAGUGCUGUUUUUAUGAGCUGAAAGUUGUACCAAAUAUGUUUACGUGUCACUUGAUGUUUUCUUUAACAUGUUAUGAUUUGCUGCAUAUUAACAGUUGAAUUGAAAAUUAAAUGAAAACUAGAAAACAAUGUAUUUUCUGAAGACAAUGUGUGGAUUGUGGUCUGCUGUGAAUCGUGCAGCCAAAGAUGUCUUUAGUGGUA
Molecule: messenger RNA, 1788 nt
Organism: Acanthopagrus latus (yellowfin seabream)
Lineage: Eukaryota; Metazoa; Chordata; Actinopteri; Spariformes; Sparidae
Gene: spg21
Product: SPG21 abhydrolase domain containing, maspardin
Exons: 9
Coding region: 161-1096 (311 amino acids)
Cellular component (GO): trans-Golgi network transport vesicle; cytosol
Molecular function (GO): CD4 receptor binding
Source: RefSeq, a predicted model, not a curated record